This is a messenger RNA of Arabidopsis arenosa, 2747 nucleotides long. The record is from the annotation of a GenBank genome assembly. Lineage: Eukaryota; Viridiplantae; Streptophyta; Magnoliopsida; Brassicales; Brassicaceae.
ACAAACGCUCCUCCUCUCAACAGGUACUACUAUCUCUGCUUGCAACAUGAAACUGGAUUUUACACCGAUUGCUCAACUAGAGUCCGUGACUGAGAACGAAAUUUGGAAAAUUAAAGCACGAGUUGCCCGUUUUUGGCGAUUCCACAAUAACGAUAAGCCUGGAGAUUUUGGUGGACUCGAUUUACUCCUUGUGGAUGAUAAGGGAGACCGUAUACAAGCAUGCAUCAGAGGAAAAUCAAUUCAAAAGUUCGAAAAAGAUCUCCAAGAAGGAGAAUGUUGUAUACUGAUGAAUUUUAAGUUGUCUCCUAAUCUUGGGAGUUACAGGGCAACUGGACAUUCUUUCAAAAUCUUUUUCACUUCGUCAACAAUUGUGAAGCCUUGUGAGGAAAUCCCAAACCACUCACUUCGUUUCAGUUUCAUCCCUUUUGAUAAGCUCCAGAGACAUGACGAAAACGUGUUCCUUGAUGUAAUUGGUGAAAUCGUUGGAAUGAAAGAUCUUAAGGAAAUUACUGUUCGCAAUGCUCCAUGUAAACUGCUGAAUCUUCAACUCAAGAGCCUUGAUGAUUCAAUAAUUGAUUGUGUAUUUUGGGAAAAAUUUGCUGAAGACAUACAUUCCUAUGUUCAAUCCUUUUCUGGUGGACCUAUUGUUAUGCUUUGUAGUCUCAUGAGGAUUAAUGUUUAUAAUGGAAAAAUCACAAUCCAAAGUGCAAAAUCGUCAACAAAGCUCUUCAUUAAUUCUGACAUUGCUGAGAUAAACGAAUUCAAAGAAAGGAUGCCUAAAGAUGUCGUCUCUGCCACAUCCAGUGGUUGCUCCAUUUUGACUUUGUCAAACUCUAAAGAAGUUUCCUCGCAUCACUUUUCAUUAGAUUCUCGCAAAACUAUUGCUGAGCUACUUACAUCACAUGAGGUUCAUGUUAAAGUAGUCGAUGAUACAGGAACCAUUUCUUUUCUUAUGUUUGACAAGGAGGUCAUUCAACUGAUUCACAAAUCUGCGUAUGAGUUGCUAGAGCAACAAGUUCAGUUCAACCGUGGGACUCAAUUUCCUCCUGAACUCCUAGCUUUAGAUGGUCGCCAGUUUGUCUUCACAGUUUUCAAACCUUCGACAACAAAAAAUUAUAGACCGGCCACUUAUAAAGUUGUUAAAAUCACGGAUGACCCCGCGAAACUUUUGAUGUUCUGUGGUGCCAAUAACAACACGGCUAAUCCUCCUGCUAUUGAUUCUCAAUUCUCAAACUCCACAGAAGUCACUAGCAACAUGAUCGAUGAUGCCUCUUUCGAAGCGUCUAACAACGAGUCGAUGUGUGGUUCCACGGAAAGUCCACUUACUCCAAGCAAAAAGCGAACAUUUACUUCAGCAAUAACGUCAUCUGCAACUGAGGAUGGUGGUGCACAACUUUUAUCAAAGAUACAGAAACCAAAUGUUGUGGUUAUAACUAAAGAAGACGCUGGACAACUCUCAUCAACAAAGCCUAAACUAAGAGCAACAACCGAUGAACUUCAAGCUAGAUGCGACUCACACAGCUUUAACAACGGCAAACACUUCCGUUCAUGCGUCGACCUUCCCGUGUUAGAUUCUUUUCUACACUUCAGUUACGUUCGAGAAACCGGAGUGCUUGAAGUUGCGUAUCGUCACAUCAACGUUGAAUCUUCUAGUUGGAUUGCUUGGGGGAUAAAUCCGACAAGCAAAGGCAUGUCAGGUGCUCAAACUCUCUUGGCUUACCGUAAUUCCACGUCUGGUGUUAUGCGUGUCUAUACUUCCUCAAUCAAAGGGUACUCACCUACGCUUCAAGAAGGUCCUCUCAGCUUCCGUGUAUUGCAACUAUCCGGUGAAUAUGUCAAUGGAGAGAUGACUAUAUUUGCUACUAUAGUGUUGCCUUCUAACAUAACCGUCGUGAAUCAUUUAUGGCAAGACGGUCCCUUGAAGGAAGGUGAUAGACUUGGGAUGCACGCCAUGAGUGGAGAUCAUCUUAAAUCCACGGGUACUUUGGAUUUGCUGUCCGGACAAGUCACGACCACAAAAGCAGCUAACGAUAACAUGUUACUAGUCAAAAAAAUUCAUGGACUAGUGAACGCGGUGUGUUGGGGUAUUUUCAUGCCUAUUGGUGUCAUAGCUGCAAGGUACAUGAGGACCUACAAAGGACUGGAUCCCAUGUGGUUCUACAUACACAUCAUUUUCCAAACCACUGGUUAUUUCGGUGGUUUAUUGGGAGGACUAGGAACUGCAAUCUACAUGGCUAAACACACAGGAAUGAGAUCUACACCACAUACCGUGAUCGGGAUCGUUUUGUUCGCUCUAGGUUUUCUACAGAUACUUGCCCUCAAAGCAAGACCAGACAAGGAACAUAAGUAUAGAAAAUAUUGGAAUUGGUACCAUCACACUACGGGAUAUGUAGUGAUUAUACUAAGCGUCUACAACAUCUACAAAGGCUUAGCCAUCUUGCAACCUGGAAGCUCAUGGAAGAUUGCUUACACUACCAUCAUCGGAGUCAUUGGAAUGUUCGCGAUCGUAAUGGAGAUUAUGCAAUUUAAAAAUAGAUGGGGCAGCUUGUGCUGCAAGGAAUCUGAAGACCUAAAAGCUGAUCAAACUGUUUCUACUAAUGUGUAGUCUUCGUGUGUUCGUUUGUCUUCUCUUUUCUUCUAUCUCCUUAAUGUUCCUUUUCGCUAAAAAUAGUUUGUCAUUCUUUGUUAUGAUGUUCCCAUUUUUUAUUUGUAGAAGAUUUAGUUUUGAAUGAAAGUUCCUUUAUCGA